AGUUUCAGUAGGGUAGAGGCUGAGCCUUUGAGNGAAGGGGAACCAUGGAAAAAAUGCCUACAGUGGGCUUGGGCACCUGGAAGGCCUCUCCAGGAGAAGUGACCGAUGCGGUCAAGGUGGCUAUCAACCUGGGCUACCGGCACUUUGAUUGUGCUUACUUAUACCACAAUGAGAGCGAGGUCGGAAUGGGAAUCAAUGAGAAGAUCAGGGAGGGCGUGGUGAAGAGAGAGGAUCUCUUUGUAGUCAGCAAGCUGUGGUGUACCUAUCACAAGAAGUCUUUGGUGAAAACAGCGUGCACCAAUACCCUGGCAGCCCUAAACUUGGAUUACCUGGACCUCUACCUCAUACACUGGCCCAUGGGUUUCAAGCCUGGGAAAAAAGAUAUCCCUUUGGAUCGCAAUGGCAAGGUCAUACCCAGUCACACCAGCUUCCUCGACACUUGGGAGGCCAUGGAGGACCUGGUGUUUGAGGGUCUGGUGAAGAAUAUCGGGGUGUCCAACUUUAACCAUGAACAGCUUGAGAGGCUUUUGGAUAAGCCUGGUUUGAGAGUCAGGCCCAUAACUAACCAGAUUGAAUGCCACCCCUAUCUUAAUCAAAAGAACCUGAUUGAUUUUUGUCAUAAAAGAAAUGUGUCUGUGACCGCUUACCGUCCCCUCGGUGGCUCAGGAGGUGGGGUUCACUUGAUGGAUGAUAUUGUCAUUCGAAAGAUUGCAAAGAAGCAUGGGAAAUCUCCUGCUCAGAUUUUGAUUCGAUUUCAGAUCCAAAGGAAGUUGAUAGUGAUUCCCAAAUCUGUCACCCCAAGUCGGAUUAGAGAGAACAUCCAGGUAUUUGAUUUUGAAUUAACUGAAAAAGAUAUGGAGGAACUCCUCAGCCUGGACAAGAACCUCCGUUUGGCCACAUUCCCCACAACUGAAAAUCACCAAGACUAUCCUUUCCACAUAGAGUACUGAAAACGGCUUCACUCGCCAUCAUUUCUGCUCAGCAGAAUCAGAUCACCAAGCUCUGAUCCACCUCUGUAAGGCUGUAUGGUCCCUGUGUGACCACAGCACCAGACACAGACACAGCCAAGAAUGACAACAGAGUCGGAAAAAGGAAAUCCUGCCUAGAACAGGACCAGUUCAGACAAAAAUAAAGACCUAGGGAUGAGAAAGGGAAGAACCAAGGGGGCUGUGGCUGCUUCCAAGUUGUUAGGGUUAGACAACUGAGCACAAAGAAUAUUAUAAUUGAUGUCAGUUAGUCCUAGCCUUUCUGGCUUCUAUUUUCGGAAAUGAAAUGCUAAUUGCUCGCGAAUUAAAAUUACCUUCACAUCUUAA
Molecule: messenger RNA, 1313 nt
Organism: Mus pahari (shrew mouse)
Lineage: Eukaryota; Metazoa; Chordata; Mammalia; Rodentia; Muridae
Gene: Akr1e2
Product: aldo-keto reductase family 1 member E2
Exons: 10
Coding region: 45-950 (301 amino acids)
Cellular component (GO): cytosol
Molecular function (GO): aldose reductase (NADPH) activity
Source: RefSeq, a predicted model, not a curated record